CAACAACCUAGGCUGCUGCUGAUGUUUCGGACGCUUUAUCCCAAGCCUAUCUAUUUAUCUGCUCGCCCGCACUAGACUGCCACAGCUGCGUGGUAGCUACCUCACCGCCUCCCAUCAAGCUAAUCGCUCACCCUGUCACCCACCAGCCUUGCCCACCGCCUCUCACUCGAGCGAGCAGCUCAUGGCUCACUCCCUCGCCGCCGCUUCCGCCUCCUUCUCGCCGCUCGCCGCCCGGCGGCGGCCCUCCAGCCAGGUGACAAAUGUAAUUUCGAAUCAGAGCUUGGUUUCCUUCCAAAGCCAGAGGAUGAACUUUGUGUCCAUCCGUUCAACGCCAAGUUCUCUUCGGUUUAAGAUUUGCUGUUCGGCUAAGAGAGAGACAGUAGACAAGGUUUGUGAGAUAGUGAAAAGGCAGCUGGCUCUCCCUGAUGAGACUGCUGUCACAGGAGAAUCGAAAUUCGCUGAACUUGGCGCGGAUUCACUGGAUACGGUCGAGAUUGUGAUGGGCCUUGAGGAAGAAUUCAGCAUCACUGUCGACGAAACGAGCGCACAGGACAUCGCAACUGUGCAGGAUGCAGCAGACCUUAUUGAGAAGCUUGUGGUGGAGAAGACUGCAUAAGCACCUUAAUAAUUCGAUGGUCCGUUGUAAGUCGACGGAUCUGGAUAUUUGGACCUUGUGAUGGACAACUUUGCAUCCAAUCUCUGUUGUAUGUUCAAUUAUUCAUGUUACCCAUUCGUUCUUUCUUGAUCAUUCUAGAUAAGAUUUUGUAUUCAUGUUGCUGAGGUUAUUACCUUCUCCAGAGGCUACAUGAAGCGAAUUAAGACCAUGUAUUCCACUUCCAAUUUACAUUGUUGUACUAUUGUUGUAGAGAGACUGAUGAGCUUAUGAAGAAUUACUGCACUUGUGUCUUUUGGA
Phragmites australis (common reed) is the source of this 913-nucleotide messenger RNA. RefSeq names its product acyl carrier protein 1, chloroplastic-like. The transcript has 4 exons. Gene Ontology annotation, molecular function: acyl carrier activity; phosphopantetheine binding. The record is from RefSeq and is a predicted model, not a curated record. Lineage: Eukaryota; Viridiplantae; Streptophyta; Magnoliopsida; Poales; Poaceae. Gene Ontology annotation, biological process: fatty acid biosynthetic process. The coding region runs from base 182 to 616 and encodes 144 amino acids.